This is a messenger RNA of Malus domestica (apple), 1545 nucleotides long. RefSeq names its product ethylene-responsive transcription factor CRF4. The record is from RefSeq and is marked provisional. Gene Ontology annotation, biological process: regulation of DNA-templated transcription. Lineage: Eukaryota; Viridiplantae; Streptophyta; Magnoliopsida; Rosales; Rosaceae. Gene Ontology annotation, molecular function: DNA binding; DNA-binding transcription factor activity.
CAACCCUUGCUCUUUUGCUUCGUCUUCACUCAAAUUUUCUCAGUCCUCUCGCCACAACGCCACACUCCCUCUCAAGUCUCGAGCUUUCCGUCUUCUGUCUUUCUGCUUUUUGAUCUGCUCAUCUCGCCCUGUUCUCUAUUGGGUUCUUGAUUUUUUUUUGCGUUCGAUGCGAAUUUAGAGAAGGCGAAGAACCCAAAAGAAAAAAAAAAACGGAAUUUGGGUACAAAAAUGGAGUCGAGUAUUCUGUGUCCAAUCAAAUACUCAGAGCACAGAAGCACGACAAAGAAGCUGAUGAAACCUCGGAAGAAGGCGACAUCCGAGUCCGCUUCCACGGUCACGCCGAGAAUCGUACGGAUAUCUGUGACCGAUCCGGACGCCACGGACUCCUCCAGCGACGAAGAGGAGGAGUUUUUCGGGCGGCAGAGAGUGAAGCACUACGUCAACGAAAUCAACAUCGAGACCGACUUCAGGAACAGCCUUGUCAUCAACAACGGCCGCAAACGGCCGGCGGCUGAGGUUCCGGUGAAUCGGCGGCCGAUGAAGAACGCGGUUUCGCCGCCCAACGGCGGCAAGAAGUACCGCGGCGUAAGGCAACGGCCUUGGGGGAAGUGGGCGGCCGAGAUUAGAGAUCCUGCCAGACGUCAACGGCUGUGGUUGGGGACCUUCGACACGGCAGAGGAAGCCGCCAUGGUGUACGAUAAUGCCGCCAUUAAGCUCCGCGGUCCUGAUGCUUUGACUAAUUUCGUGGCUCCGCCGCCGAAGGAAGAGGAAAAGCCAGAGCCACCGGUUAUUGAGUCCAUCGAGGUGGAGACUAACGGAACGACGUCGGCUUCCGGUUACGAUUCCGGGUCGGAAUCUCACAAUCUGGCGUCUCCAACCUCCGUCCUCCACUUCAGAAGCCAACCCAGCAUUGAAGACGCUGGCAAGCCCCAAAAAAUUCAGGUGUUCGACCGAGUCGAUGAGGACGAAGACGAAACCGAAACCGGUACGAACAUUUUAUCCGACGAUUUGUCAUAUUUCGGUAACUAUUUGCCUCUGGACUUGCCGUACUUCGACGACGCAUUCAGUUUCCCCGCACCGGAGUCGCCGCUGUUCGAUUCGCCUCUGUUUUUCGACGACGUCCCCGCCGCGGCAGCCUCUCUUCCGGAUUGUUUUAUGAAGGACGAUUUCAGCGAGUUGUACCGAGACACGUACGACACGUCGUUGUCCCAUACGGCGUCGCCUAUGUUCCAAGGGGAUGACUACUUUCAAGACAUUUUGUUUGGUUCCGACCCUCUUGUGGUCCUCUGAGCCACCGCUGACAGAGCCAGAGUCACAGUUUUGCCGCCGUUGGCUGGCCGAUCGAUUUUUGUUUCGGACGCUUUUUAUUUAUUUAUUUAUUUUGCUGUGUUAGUGUUUAGUAGUUAAUUAUUUCUCCGUUAAAAAGUUGACGGAGACUUUAGUUGAUAAGUGAGGAGUUUUGUUCAGAGUGUAUAAUUAUUAUGUAUUAAUUUUGGAGGAUUAAUGAGAAUUUAUAUAUAAUAAAGUUAUAUAUAUUUUUGCAGA